UUACUGUGUAAUAUAAGUUAUUAUUUGCACUAUCGUUGUACGACAAAUAUUUUGAGAUGACAGUAUAAUAUUAUUGACAGCAUUACGACCUCAUUUUAUGUUGUACGUCUAAGACCCUAGUCACUUGCAUCAAGUUGAUAACAUCUACGCAGUGCCAUAAUAACUUUAAUCAUCGUUCAGUUGCAUCUAAACACUCUUUGUAUUUUGUCGUAUUUGCAUCAAAUUCAACGUAGCUUUGCAAUCUUAAAAAAAAAACCUAUAACAUGAUUUUGAUUUUCAUCUAAAGGAAGAUUUUUUUUAAAUACUUCUUACCGAUGUUUCAUUAGCAAGUCGUACGAAUUGGUUUUUUCAUUUUUAUUUUCAGUCAAGAUUAAAAUUUAACUUUAGUUCUUUGAAAGUAAUAUAAUUUAGAAUUUAUUCAAAAUACUAAGUAAAUAACAUUAAAAAAUAAAUGACGUAUUUAACAAUCUUGACCCGUGUGACAAUUGACGAUUAUAGCUCCAACGACAUAUUAUAAUAAUGGUUAUAUUUUGUGUGAACAGGCUAACCUUGCUUUAAAAUAUUUUAGUUUUAUUUUGGCUGUUGGAAGUGGCAGGACUAAUAAAGUAUGAACUCCUACGUAGCUCGCAGCUUUCCCCUAGAGGAGGAGUACAAGAAGCGGACUGGUAUCACUCCGCAGGACAUUGCGAGGUUGCGAAAGUGGCUCGCCACGCAGCCGCAUCUGCCACAACACAUCACAGAUCUGGACCUGAUCCUGUCGUUCCACAGCUGCAAGCGCUGCAUGGAGAGCACCAAGAAACUGCUCGACACGCACUACACCAUGAAGACCAACUUCACUGCUUUAUUCAAAAACCGUGUCGUCGAUGAUAAAAUAGAAUUGAUUUUAAAAAGGGUAUUGCUAAAUCCGUUGCCAACGCGUACGAAAGAUGGCGAUGCAAUUUUAUACACACGACUCCUUGACACAGACCCCAAAAAUUACUUAUUCCAGGAAUCCCUAAGGGCAGUAUUAAUGCUGUUAGAGCUGUGGCAAUACGAAGAAGGUACAUGGCCUGGUCUGAUCAUAGUAUACGACUUAAGUGGAUUAAAAUUUGGACAUAUCGUUAAACUUGAAAUGGAGACUGUACGGCAGUUCUUGACAUUUUUGGAUGAAGCGAUAUUUAUCAAAAUAAAAAGCAUACAUAUUCUCAACGCACCAUUCUUCAUUGACUACUUAUUGACGUUGGUGAAAAAGUUUGUACGUAGCGACCUAUUAGAGGUGUUCAACAUACAUCAGGAUGGGCCCAAGAGCAUUAAGAAUGUCAUAGACGUGGCAGCGCUCCCUAAGGAAUCUGGGGGUAGUUACAAAACCUAUGAAGAGUGUAAAGAAGAAACAUUCCUGAAAAUGACAGCGAAUAAAGAAUUUUUCGUCAUGGAGAAUAAAAAACGUGUGAAUGAAUGUUUGAGGCCAGACACCAAAAGGCCCUUAGAUGUACCAAAAAAGCACCCGAAUAAAUACGAAAUUCAAUAAGAAAGUAGAAAGUUUAAAUUUUGUAAUUACUGCUGUGAACAAAAGAUAAAUAACAAGGCUUUCCUGAGGUGAUUCAGAUACGAUUAAAAAUAUAACUGCAUUUGAGAGGUGGUAAUGAGAUAUAUUUAGAAUAAUUGUUCGCCCGUUGUCGAAACGCAGUAGGAAACAAGGUGUAAAACCUGCCAUAUCGGCUCACGUGAGUCGCGUUCCGGAAUCAGCCUGUGUAUAUACGAUUUCGAACAGGCCGAUAUAAUUGUGUCGACUGGUGAUAGGUAAUCAUCUCUCAUGACUCGAAACUACUCUAUUUACCAUGAAGUGGGUCGUUUUGCCGUGCUAAUAUAAAAAAAAUAAGAUUCUGCGGCUAACAUCACACAUUAUAAUAUAUCUCAUCAUCAAUCAUAAGCCCCUCCCCUUUUUACCCUGUUUUAUUCUUUCAUUCAUUUUACAUGCUGUGACUCGUAAUUGAAACAACAUUUAGCUUUUUGUUUGAAAGCUUUUAUCAAUUUAUUUAUUUAUUAGCACUGCCACAUUAUACAUAUAAAAGUCUAUGACAGCUAAAAAAUAAUCAAUCAGGCAUUAAUGUUGUGUGAGUUGUUCGUUUUAAUAAAUUAAAUAAAUUAUUUCGUGUCUUUGGUGUACAAAGAAAUAUGACAGGGAGAGGUAAAUAAUGAAAAUAAAAUUUCGCACAGCGUCGCGGGUGUAGGUAAUGAUAAAGUUACUGUCAAGGUGAGGUUCUUAUUAAUAAUCAAAAAUAAACGAAUUAAAUAUG
Messenger RNA from Manduca sexta (tobacco hornworm), 2276 nucleotides. RefSeq names its product alpha-tocopherol transfer protein-like. Bases 608 to 1507 code for a protein of 299 amino acids. NCBI's taxonomy places the organism in Eukaryota, Metazoa, Arthropoda, Insecta, Lepidoptera, Sphingidae. Gene Ontology annotation, cellular component: membrane. The transcript has 7 exons. The record is from RefSeq and is a predicted model, not a curated record. Gene Ontology annotation, molecular function: phosphatidylinositol bisphosphate binding.